Anarrhichthys ocellatus (wolf-eel) is the source of this 5505-nucleotide messenger RNA. Its product is annotated as protein LYRIC-like. The transcript is spliced from 13 exons. Gene Ontology annotation, molecular function: transcription coregulator activity. The coding region runs from base 345 to 1925 and encodes 526 amino acids. Gene Ontology annotation, cellular component: nucleus. Gene Ontology annotation, biological process: negative regulation of apoptotic process; positive regulation of angiogenesis; regulation of transcription by RNA polymerase II. The record is from RefSeq and is a predicted model, not a curated record. Lineage: Eukaryota; Metazoa; Chordata; Actinopteri; Perciformes; Anarhichadidae.
UCCUCCAGUCAAAACGGAGCCAUAUGAGGUGAAUCUGGCUCGCUCGCGGUCACAUUGUGGUGGUCAGCUAACGGAGGCGUAUUAUCUUACGAUGAUAUCAGCUAGCUUGCUGGCUAGUAAGCUAAGUUAGUUUUGUACCACCGCCUUAAUUAGAUAUUAAUUAUUGUUAGAUAUAGCUGGCUAGCUGGCUCCCUAGUCCGGCCGAUGUUGCUUGCGGAUGAGGGGAUAAAUUUAUUGUCACCCAUCAUGUCGAAGCCGUUCCGUUAUUUUUAGCUAGCACUGCAGGCUAGCGCGGCUAAUAGCGGCAAGCGAAGCGUGACUAAUCUGUUUGAAAAACAAUACAAAUGGAGCAGUGGCAGGACGCGGCCUCUCAGCAGUUCAAGCUGCUUACAACUCGUCUGAAUGAACUGUUGUCCAAAGGUUUGGGGCUGCUACGCUCCGAGCUCGGCGUGGAUUUGGGACUGAAGCCUGAGCUUAUUCCACCAUGGGUGAUCCUCUUAGCGGCAUGCACCGGGCUGGUGCUGAUGGUCGCUCUGUGGGCCUCAACCUGCCGGGCUCUCUUCAAGAAACGACCCGCUGAAAGCGUCGUGGACGACGGCAUUGAAGUAAAGCGGGGUGUCGGUAAACCUGUCAAAUCCGAAGAACCGAAGAAAAAGAAGAAGAAGACGACGGAAAAGAAAGCCCAGUCCAAUGGGAGAGCUGCUGCUGAACCACAGGAAGACGCCAUAGCGUCGGAGGAGAUAGUGCCACAUCACCAGUCGCCAACACCAGAAGUCAAGGCUACGGAGUUAAAGAAGUCCAAGAAGAAGGCCAAACAGGCUGUUAAGGAGACAAAGACUGCAGCUGGCAAAGAACCAGAAGAAGGCACAUGGGAGACCAAGGUCAGCAACAAGGAGAAGCGUGAGCAACGCAAGAAGGAUAAGGGUUCCAGCGAUGGCUCAGCCAGUCCUGGAGGAGAGGACACGCGUGCGAGCGCUCCCCCAGAGCCCAAGGCCUCCGCAGCCCCCACGUCUGGGAGCCAGAAGAAGAAAAAAGGAGAAUCCGCAAAAGUGAAGUCGGAGAAGAUUGAGGCUGUUGUACCUCAAGUUAACAGCAGUGAGGCGGUAGCGGUGGCUGCUGCUGUGAGUGACGCGGUUGUAAAGGUUCCUGCUCCGAAGACGGGCCCCUGGACAACCAGCAGAGAGCCAGCAUCGCUGUGGGGAGCCGAGAUUGAUGACUCAUGGACUGUGAUUGACAGGGGGAUGGCCCCAACGGAGCGAAACCUGGUGUCUUUAGCUGGACUGGCUGUUGGUACUGCUGAGCCUCAGCCUGUGAGCAACCUGUCCUGGCUCAGUCAGCCCCGAGUGGACGACGAGUGGUCUGGACCCAGUGGAGGGUCAGUGGACCCGAGCUCUGACUGGAACGCCCCCUCUGAAGCCUGGGGCAACUAUGAAGAGCCCACUCCUGAGCCCCCUCCUGCACUGGAGCAGCCCUCUCCUGAGCCCGCCAAGGUUGAUCUGAUGAUUGGAGCGGCUGACGAUGAUGAAGAUGAGAAGGACAAGGGAGAGACUGCUGCUGAUGGAGCGGCUAAAACUAAAAAGAAGAAGAAGAAGAAGAAGAAGGCUGCCGAGGAGGAAGAAACAGCUGGCCAGGGGGAGGAGCCAGAGAAGGAGGCCGCAGCCUCGGUGAAGAAGCAGCCAGCCGCUCAGGUCAAUGCUGCUGCUGUCCAGCCUGUCAAAGCAGCUGCUGUCGAGGUGCGAGUGGAGCAACCAGUGAAAGACAACGUAUCCCAGAAACCCCCUGUCACACAAGUGCCACAGAAGCCAACUGAUGGAGAGCCCACUGCCAAGCAGAACAACCUUUCUGCUCCAACACAACAAAAGAAACCUGAGGAGAGCCAAGCGCCCAAACCAGCGAAGAAGAAGAAGGCGAGGAGAGAGACAUGAGACGGAGUCCCCUCUGCAGACCUCUGUAUGCAAAAGACUUCAUAUCCCGUUUAUGCAACACCUUUUGUGACAAGAACUUUGAACUAAGGUCUUCAUGAUGGACUUGAAACUUGAAAUGAAACAACUUUUAUACACGUCGAGUGUCAGCCGGUGGAUCGUUGAAAACUGAACCUAGAUGCGGUGCAAUCUAACGUAACGCGGUGUUAAUGAUUUUUAAGUAUGCAUUUGAUACUCUUGAUUCUGUCUUCUAAUUCCACUGAAAUCAAAUAAGUGAAAGAGCUGUAUUGUACUAAUUAGAUGUAGAAAAUACUGAUCUUGUUUAGAAGUCUUGAUGUUGUGGUGGCUAACGACUGGAGUUUCCCGUGUAGUGAAUGAAAACUGUCGACACGCUUCAGGUCACUGGGCCAUGAUGUCGAGUUGGCCUUUGCUUUUGCAGUCUUUUAUUUUGCUCGUACAUUUCAGUCAGCCGCGACGGUACCGUGAGCGCUGUUGGUCGAAAAGAGCCGAGCGAUCAAAUGUUCGUGUCAACGCGGCGUGAACAUUUUCGACGUAUAUACGAGACAGACGAGGGAAUCGUGUGCUCUGCAUUUUUUAUCUGUGACUACAACAUUUCAAUGGACUACGUCCAUCUGGUUUGUCCCGUGUCCGAUGUUGUGCUGCAGUGUUUCCUCGCCGUGUUUACUAUCUGUGACUGCUUUGUGGGCAGAGCCAUGUGGGAGCUUCCGAUCGUAGACAUACCGUUGCAGUGUCAUCAGCCUCUUUAUCAUUUUCCACCUCUGGUUGAUUCAAAAGUCUUCGGAACCUUUUGUAAAACCAGUUUGUAAUAAAAGAAAAACUAAAGCCAUAUGUAAAAAGACUAAAUAAAGGCCAGUUUUUCUAUGUUUAGGCUACUUUGUAUUGCAGUUUAUUUUGGGCCAGCAACCCGCUGUUGUGUGACAUUAAAUGAAACCGGAUGACGGCGGAUGAGACAUCAUUGACUUUAAUUUAGAUCAGAGCAGACAGCUUUUCAUUAGCUGUCAGGUUGAAGCCUUGAGCCUCGAGGUGAAUGCUGAGUGCGUUUCUCUUUCAUCUUUCUGGCACACAUUCAGCUUUGUCUUUCAAUGUUUAUAUUCAGAACUGGCAGCAAACAAUGAUUCACUUUAUUAAAUUACUGAUUAUUUUUUUUCUACUAUUGAAUUAAUUGCCUUGGUAAAAAGCAAAAGGUAUUUCAUACUUUCAUAUUUCAAAAAUAUAAUAAAAUUCAAAGUGCCUUACAGACAUUUUAGCUUAAAGUCUAAAUGAUUAAAUAAAAGACAGCGGGAGCAUGUUUACAAAUGUAGACACAAUCCUGAUAUAAACAAAAUGAAAGACAUAAAAACUAAAUGAAAGCAAUAAAUAAUAGUUGGCAGCGGGAGUUAACAGGAUGUUAGUGUUGACCCUGUGGUCAUUUGUUACACAAGUUUGUUUGUCUUUGCACUUUCAUAUCAGGCCUAUAAUACUUUGAUAUUCCAACUGAAACAUUACGGGUAAAGGUGGUGGUAUUAAUAUUUACCCAUAGUGUUAAUACUUAGUAGUACUUCCCUGUGUUAUUUUUAGCCCAUAGUAUUAUAAUAUAUUCUAGGAUACCUACAGUAUGAGAUAUUGAGUUUUGGGGUCCACUCUCAAGUGAAUUUGUAGGCUUUUGACAAAAAGCCUACAAAUAGUGUAUAUAGUUAAACCCUAAAAGCUUAACGAGAAAAUGAACAUCCUUCAUCUAAACAUUUAAUUAUUCUGAUGAGGUUUGUACCAUAAUUCUUUAAUUUAAAACAUUCAGAAAACUAAAUAAUAAAAUAAUGAGGUCACAAUAAAACACUGUUGCUGCAACGUUUGAUCUUGAAUCACGCAGAGAACCUGACAUGUAGAGGGCAGAAAGGAGCACCAACACAGAGUGAAAAGUGUCGGUGCUCAAGUAAAAAGUCACUUUACGCCAAAGAGUAAAAUCUACAAGUAAAACCACACAUUUCAGUUAUUUCUUUCUAUUGACAAUGACGCACACAUGUACCUGAAUGACCACUCUGAGUACGUUCUACGUUCAAACAGUAGGAAAAGACGUGGAUGAAGUAAGUGGAAAAAACUCGCUCAUCUUCAGUUUUGGUCCGGAAAACUCAUCUAAUAUUAUCUGAGGAGAAAAGAAGAGAAGCACGAUAUAAGAAUUUACUACAAUCUCUACAAAAACAAAUGUUCGACAUACUUUAUUAUGACUUUUUAAAAACACCUUUUUGAGAUACUGUCCAUUGAGUUUUUGGGGCAUACUAUACUAUAGCCUAGUUGUUUUUUAAUGCAUCUUUUUAUAAAAAAUCAGAUCAAAAUGUAUUUGUACAGCACAUUUUAACACGCAUAUGAAGACUUUUUUAAGACUUUGUUGGACAUACUUUACUAGGACUUCUUUGGUACAUUUUAUGACAUAUAAUACGAGGACUUUUUGACAUACUAGGACUUUUUUUCUACAAACUAGACUGAAAUUUUUGUACUAUUUUUGGACAUACUAAACAGUUACUUUUUUGGACAUACCAUACUAUGACACUAUUGACAUUCUACACUGUGGCCUUUAUAAGACUUUUUUCAGACACACUGUACAAAGACUUAAAAAACUUUUUUCAACAUAUGCUAUGAUUUUCGUUAAAUUAUAUCGUUUUAAAUACUUUUUUGUUUACAUACUAUAGACUUUUUAAAGAAACAUAUAUUACCUCUAUAUUUUUCAGGAUGUCUUUUGACAUAUACUGUCUUUUUUCGCCAAAACUAUGAACGUCUGGCAUACUAUACUAUGGCUUUUCUUAGACAUUCAAUGUCAUACUAUACUAAGACUUUUUACAACAUACAAUACUAUGACUUUUUUGAUAUACUAUUAUGACUCUUUUUAGGACAUAUACUAUGGCUUUUCUAUGACUUAAUGGCCCUCUUAUAUAAAUAACAAAAAGGACUAGAAAGAACAUUCCCACUCAAAUGAAGAAAAGCUAUCCUUUUCUAGAUUAAGGUAUUUUAUUCUCUGGUGUUAGAAUUUAUUAUAGGCUAAACUCUACCCUGUGUGGUUAUUCCAGAUGUGCCGCCAAGAUGUCAUUUUCCCGCGCUGUAUUAGUGCUUUUGCUCCUGAUCUCCCCCAAAAAAAUCUAAAAUAUCAUUUUUGUUUAAUGGACUUUUUGCUAGUUUAUCCUCAUUUCGCUUUUAUUUUAUUUUUUACAAUGAGCCGGUAUAUCCAACAGACAUGAGCAUCUAUAGUUGCUGUAAAUUCAAUUAGGACAGUUUCUAGUCUACAGCUGUUUUCAUCUGGAUCAAACAGUCACGACGUGCAAAUACACAUAAUACAAUCUUUACUGGAUAAAGUUAUGUCUUUGUGAAACUUUAGUAUUUCUUAUAACCAAAUAAUCACAACUGUGGCCAAAUAAAAAUCUGCACUUUAGUAUUCUGGCAGGACAUUUACAUGAUUGUUUCCAAUAAUAUGAGUUGGGUAUGUCUUAUAUCUUUGUUUAUAUUUGGAAACUAGACUGUAAUUAUGAUUUCUGGAUGUUAGAGAAAUUAUCUCAUUUACAUUAUGACACUGCAAUAUUUUACCUGCUAUGUGCCC